AUGUGUAUACCAGGAAAUCGAUCCCUGCAUGAAUAUCGCCAGUAUCUGUCGAUCUGCGACUCAGCUACCAUUGACCGCUCGGACAGUAAGAAACUAAGGCGAAAGAAUGCUGCGCUGAAUUUGAACCAGUCGCAGUGGUCAUUCGACAACAACUAUGACUACCCAUUCUCGGUCUCGUCGGUAGCGUCGAGUCCGCCGCCAUUGUCCCCAUCGUAUUCACCCAGUGCGUUAAGUGAGCAGCCUGAGAGUCUAGAUGGGUUUCUCCGUAUGAGAUAUCACCGCCAUGUAUCUCCAGUAGACCCGUGCUUACUUGCGGAUUUAGCCCCGGGAACUCCCAACUCCAUAGACGCAAAUCGAGGCCACCUAUAUUUCAGGCAGAACCCGCAUAAGAUCCUAGUAAGUCGCAUCUCAACUCGUACCUUAAGCAAGGACACCUUCCGAGAUAGACUCGAGAGAUACCCCGACCCAGAUCGCAAAUCAGUCUCAGAUCCCGGCCUCGAGCCCCCAGCAUCCGUUCGCAGACACACGAAGGCCUACUCCGACUCGAUGCUACUUAAUGUGAAGAAGCCCACAGCAACCGUCAUCCAUCACGGCACAUCGUUUGAGAUUCUCAAUCCCCAUGACUCUCUCCACUUUGCUCGGAUCGUCUCGUAUAUCGAGGACGUUGACAGCUUUUCUACCGGCCGCAACAGAGACUCCUACAUCUCCGCUUACACCGAAGACACUGUGAUCAUAGGGGAAGACCCAUUGUCCUACGACAUCCCUACACAGACCGAGACACAAACACAGAAAGCCCUCGAAGAGGAGAGCCAAAAGACCCAACUCGAUAUAGGCGACACACAGGGCCACCAACAUCACCCUAUGCCGUCCAUCAACGAGCUCCUGGAAGAAACCAACCUCAACAUGGCCCAAUACCAAGCUUCCAGACCACGAGUAUGCGUCAGCCCGUCCAAUGAAAGUGAACUAGGCGAACCAGGCUCCCCAGUCUACGAAGACAACUAUCCGAUACUAUCCCACGAUGCCCUUUGGCAAUUCGACAUUGGCCGAAACCCGGCCACUACCCUCCCUACAGACCAGCCACAACUAAUAACUCCGAGAACCGAAAUCAAGAUCCACCGCAGACCAACCCGGCGGUCAACCUCCAGUCGCAAGAAGCGCAAGGGAGCGUUCGGAAAACUGUGCGGACUAUUCCGCAAGAAGCGAUUCUUCCCGGGGAAGCAGGCGAAGUAG
Molecule: messenger RNA, 1230 nt
Organism: Aspergillus alliaceus
Lineage: Eukaryota; Fungi; Ascomycota; Eurotiomycetes; Eurotiales; Aspergillaceae
Product: oxidoreductase, short-chain dehydrogenase/reductase family
Exons: 2
Coding region: 1-1230 (409 amino acids)
Source: RefSeq, a predicted model, not a curated record